This is a messenger RNA of Clonostachys solani, 465 nucleotides long. NCBI's taxonomy places the organism in Eukaryota, Fungi, Ascomycota, Sordariomycetes, Hypocreales, Bionectriaceae. The record is from the annotation of a GenBank genome assembly.
AUGGCCUCUGCUACAUCAGCCCCCGCAUUCUACCGGUUCUUCUUCAAGAAUCUCGACCCUCUUGUUGCCAUGUAUGGGGUCUAUCUCAAUUUUUUCGCCCAGGAGAUGGCUGUAACCGGGCCCGCACCCAACUCUCACUACGAUCCUGACCAAGUGUUCAUCUUCUUUCAAUGCGGCGGAUUGGCGCUUUCUAUUGCCUUCAUUACCGCCGCAAUCCACCGAGCUACGGAAGACCUCAAGGUCUGGAGAAUCAUCCAAUUUGCCAUUUUACUGGCUGACCUAGCUGCUCUUGUGGGCAUCUACCUUUCUCUGUCCACCCAAAACAGGCUCGCUCCCAGCACCUGGACCGACGAUGACAAAGGACUUGCGGGAAGCUAUACUGCGUUGACCCUGAUUCGACUCGCAUUUAUUCUCAAAAUCGGAUUCCCUCAGGAGAGCGGUUCGGAAGAGAAGCAAAAGGUGUAA